Phyllostomus discolor (pale spear-nosed bat) is the source of this 1274-nucleotide messenger RNA. RefSeq names its product RAB40B, member RAS oncogene family (gene RAB40B). Gene Ontology annotation, cellular component: endosome; plasma membrane; synaptic vesicle. Gene Ontology annotation, biological process: protein localization to plasma membrane; intracellular signal transduction. The coding region runs from base 84 to 941 and encodes 285 amino acids. NCBI's taxonomy places the organism in Eukaryota, Metazoa, Chordata, Mammalia, Chiroptera, Phyllostomidae. Gene Ontology annotation, molecular function: GTP binding; GTPase activity. The transcript is spliced from 6 exons. The record is from RefSeq and is a predicted model, not a curated record.
GAGCUGCAGCUUUCCGCGGACUGCGGGUUUGCGCGGCGUCUGGGUGCCUGGCCGCCGCCUCUACGCCGUCCCGCGGGCCGGGCAUGGGCGCCGGCGCCGGCACCAUGAGUGUCCUGGGCAGCCCUGUCCGCGCCUACGACUUUCUGCUCAAAUUCCUGUUGGUGGGCGAUAGCGACGUGGGCAAAGGCGAGAUCCUGGCGAGUCUGCAAGACGGCGCGGCCGAGUCCCCAUACGGCCACCCGGCGGGCAUCGACUACAAGACCACCACCAUCCUGCUGGACGGGCGGCGGGUGAAGCUGCAGCUCUGGGACACGUCCGGGCAGGGGAGGUUCUGCACCAUCUUCCGUUCCUACUCGCGGGGUGCACAGGGCGUGAUCCUGGUCUACGACAUCGCCAACCGCUGGUCCUUCGACGGCAUCGACCGCUGGAUCAAGGAGAUCGACGAGCACGCCCCCGGCGUCCCUAAGAUCCUGGUGGGGAACCGCCUGCACCUGGCCUUCAAGCGGCAGGUGCCCACGGAGCAGGCGCAGGCCUACGCGGAGCGGCUGGGCGUGACCUUCUUCGAGGUCAGCCCUCUGUGCAACUUCAACGUCACCGAGUCCUUCACGGAGCUGGCCAGGACCGUGCUGCUGCGGCACGGGAUGGACCGGCUCUGGCGGCCGAGCAAGGUGCUGAGCCUGCAGGACCUGUGCUGCCGCGCGGUGGUGUCCUGCACGCCCGUGCACCUGGUGGACAAGCUCCCGCUGCCCUUGGCCCUGAGGAGCCACCUCAAGUCCUUCUCCAUGGCCAGCGGCCUGAACGCCAGGAUGAUGCACGGCCGGUCCUACUCGGUGGCCGCCGGCCCCGCGCACAAGAGGAGCAGCCUCCGCAAAGGCAAGGCCGCACGGCCGCCCCAGAGCCCGCCCAAGCGCGGCGGCAGGAACAGCUGCAAAGUCUCCUAAGGAAGGAGGAAGGCUCAGGAGGGGCGCCUGCCAGACCCCCGGACCCGCCGGGAGAGGGCGCCCCGGGGCUGGGAGGCCGUUCCAGGUCCGAGAGGCGCCGGCCCACCCCGCACGGCGACCGUGCGGCUCUGCGCGGCGAACGCCCGGCCCACGGUUCGCCUCCAACGUUUCCACGUGGGUGUGCAUGAAGCUGUCGUGUUAGUCGUGUGUCUACCACGGGGCGUCGGUACUCCGAGUGUUACCUAUCCCACGAUUGCGGUGCAGCUUUCCCCUCGAGACAACUGCUCUUACGCGAAGGGCGGUGUGCGGGCGCUGCGUGCAACGCCAGGGGAC